Gastrolobium bilobum is the source of this 1107-nucleotide messenger RNA. RefSeq names its product galactinol--sucrose galactosyltransferase-like. Gene Ontology annotation, molecular function: galactinol-sucrose galactosyltransferase activity. NCBI's taxonomy places the organism in Eukaryota, Viridiplantae, Streptophyta, Magnoliopsida, Fabales, Fabaceae. Bases 1 to 1107 code for a protein of 368 amino acids. The record is from RefSeq and is a predicted model, not a curated record. The transcript is spliced from 4 exons.
AUGGCGGAAAUUCUAGAGAUGCUAUCGGAGGAAUAUGGUGGACGUGUUGAACUCGCCAAAGCAUAUUACAAUGCGCUCACUGCUACCGUGAGGAAACAUUUCAAAGGCAAUGGUGUCAUUUCUAGCAUGCAGCAGUGCAACGACUUCAUGUUCCUCGGUACAGAAACCAUAUCACUUGGACGAGUUGGUGAUGAUUUUUGGUGCAAGGACCCAGCUGGAGAUCCAAACGGUACGUAUUGGCUGCAAGGAUGUCACAUGGUGCACUGUGCCUACAAUAGCUUGUGGAUGGGAAAUUUCAUACACCCAGAUUGGGACAUGUUCCAAUCUGAUCAUGCUUGUGCUGAAUUCCAUGCUUCUGCUCGUGCCAUCUCUGGUGGACCAAUUUAUGUAAGCGACUCUGUUGGAAAGCACAACUUCAAGUUGCUUAAGAAGCUGAUUCUACCCGAUGGCACCAUUUUGCGGUGUCAGCACUAUGCACUUCCUACCAGGGACUGCUUAUUUGAAGACCCUUUACAUGAUGGGAAAACAAUGCUAAAAAUUUGGAACCUCAACAAAUAUACUGGGGUUUUGGGUCUGUUUAAUUGCCAAGGAGGAGGGUGGUGCCGUGAGACUAGGCGAAACAAGAGUGCCUCUGAUUGUUCACACUCUGUGACCUGCUUUGCAAGUCCUGAAGACAUUGAAUGGAGCAAAGGGAAGCACCCAAUCUGCACCAAAGGGGUAGAUGUAUUUGCUGUGUACAUGUUUAAGGAUGACAAGUUGAAGCUCCUAAAGUGUGCAGAGAGUGUAGAAGUUUCACUUGAGCCUUUUGGUUUUGAGCUUUUGACAGUUUCUCCAGUGGUGGUCUUACCCAAAAAAUCAAUUCAAUUUGCUCCAAUUGGAUUGGUAAACAUGCUGAAUUCAGGGGGCUCAAUUCUGUCUAUAGAAUUUGAUGAAGAGGAAAAUUUGGCUAGAAUUGAACUGAGAGGACAUGGGGAAAUGAGGGUAUUUGCAUCAGAGAAGCCAGUAAGUUGUAAGAUUGAUGGAGCACCUGUGGAAUUUGAUUAUGCUGAAUGCAUGGUGAGGCUCCAAGUUCCGUGGCCUAGUUCUGUGGUCGAGUAUUUGUUCUGA